UACAGGACCGGAGCUGGGCCAUGCUGCACUGGGGCAGUUCCUGGAACUCAACAUCUGGCCUACAUUUGUGCCUGACAUGGUGACUUUAAUCCUUCAGAGAGCGCUCCCUCACACACAUCAUAACAUGGCAAUCCUAGACAACUGUUAAAAUAUAGUAGAACCGCCAAAAGUCGACUCGUAAUUGUUGCUAUGUGGCACUUAAACAAUGGAGUGCGCCACAUGCGGCAUAAAUACACAAAUGAAUCAACUUCUUUUUACACUUGUGUGACAGUUCGGGAGACUUGUUGACAAUAACAUGGGGGGAAAAAAUCUAAAGAACUCUCCGCUAUACUGGACAUAUUUGACCUCUCUCAACAUAUUAACAGUCCAAGCCACACUUAAGGUCACAUCUUAGACCUGGUCAUAUCUGAGGAUGUUGAAAUUCUAUCAAUUGACAUUGAGGAUAUGGCUAUUUCUGACCAUUUUUGUGUAUUCUUUGAAUUACAGAUUAUUCCAAACAUUCAGACAACCUCUAUGUCUAUUAAGAAAAGAUGCGCCACAUCCAUAAAUCCACACACUAAUUGAAAAAAAAAUAAUAUGUGUAAGUGUUUUCGCCACACUUGCCUCAUUCAGCCUCCUAGCUCUGCCCCCAGUCGUCAUGGUAACGAAACCUGCUCUCGACAUUGGCCCCGCAGUAGAGGUGGCGGGGUGAACAUCGGCUCAUGCGUUGUAGCCCUCUAAAUCAUAAUGGAAUCGUUCGUGAUCUGUCGAGAUUACCACCUAGUAGAAUCUCCCUUUAAUAGCUUUAUUUAUGAUUCGUGAUGUGAACCUGCAGAGAAACACAGCCUGACUGAAUCAGCUUCUCAGUUCUUUUUUUUGGUUCAUCAGUUUCACUUUGUACCAGAUGCACUGUGCAGCUGCACAGAAUGUGAAUGAUGCUUUAAAAACAGCCAGCUCAGGACUUCUAGAAAAAACAUAUGGACUAACCCAAAAAAAAAUUGCCAGGUGGUCAGAAACUGUGUCUUCAGACAAAUGCUAUCAUGAUGCUAUUUGAACUAUUUGUGAAGGCUUAAGAUUAGAUAGACAUUCACGGAACAAUUCAUUAGGUAAACCUGCACAAUGCAACACCGUUUUGAAUGAGAGCCCUCUACAUCCAUCGUCCAUCUGUCCGUCAUUCCAUCCAUACAUCCCAUAACCCAGGUGACUUUGGGCGAAAGGCAGACUACUCCCUGGAGUGUUUGCCAGUCAAUCUCAGGGAAUAUGUAGCAGGAGACGACCAGUCACUCACAUUCACGCUACCACUAAGUGGGAACAGAACCCACAUUGCCCCUCACUUGUAGCUAAUGUAAGGUAACAAAAAUAAAAUGUAUAUCCCCUUUUGCUGCAGUUAAGAAGCACAUGUUUUCAUAUUUUGCAUGCCUAUUAACAACUAUUGUGCCUUGGUCUCAUCACAGUAGUUAACACGGCAAGGACAGACAUAGUGCCUGGGGAGCAGUUUUUGGGUCCCGCAGCCAUGGGUGUAAACUGAUAUCCCCAGAGUGACAGGUGUCAAUCUGUUCUAUGCUCAGUGACAUACUGUAGUGUGGAUUGCACAUUUUAGCCCCCUGCACUGUGGACCUGGAGUUCCUUGGCCUCUUUUGCCCUUACAGUAUUCAGCCUUUUUUUCUUCUUCUUCUUUUUCUACCCUUUUGGCCACUGUAGUAAACGUGUGUCAAAACAAAGCAGGGUUAGAGUGCAUUGUCACAAAUCACAUCACGUUUGUGUCUCAGUCUGAAAUGGAAAAACCGCUACUGCGGAUCUGUACUUGGAAUUACCUCCUAGUCGCUUAUAGCCAUGACGUACGUAGACUCUUAAAUGGGUCGGGUGUGGAGUGCGAAGAGGAAUGCAGAGAGCAGCAGCAGGUGAUUUUCGAUUGGGCUCGUCAUCAUUCGGUUCACGGUUCAACUGGAGACUACACUCUGGACUGUUCGCCAGUCAAUCGCAGGGCACAUGUAGAGAAACAACCAUUUUAUGGACAAUUUAGAAUCUUCAAUGAGCUCAACUCGCAUGGAAAGUGGGAGGAAGCCGAAAUACCCAAAGAAAACUCACCCAAGCACAGGAGGAAAUGCCUGUGCAAGUCCACACAAGUAGCUGAUAUUCGAACGCAGAAUCUUUCAACUGUGAGGCAGACGUAAUAACAACUAGUAAUUGAUCCUUUCUGCUCUUUUUUUUUUUUCCUUUGGGGCAAACACCUCACACCACAUUACCGACCACCGCCCCAGCGCAUGCGUGCUACCGCACUGUGCAGCUUUGCCUAAUUUUAUGUUCAGUUUGUGGCAAGUUUAACAACAGAAGCUAUUCUCCCAUGAAAGAAUCCAGUGCAGUUAUUUCCCCCACUAAUCAAGAUAUACGCCAUAGUGACUAAAUAAGGGGACACUACAUCACAAUGGAAUACAUUCAUCAAUUCAUCUAUAAGGCAUUAAGAAUAAACUCCUUAAUGUUCAUCUUCCCAACACGUUUUGGACUAUUGCAUGCUUCUAUUUUUUGGGGGAACAGUUUUGAAAAGGUCUUUUUUUUCUGUUCCAGCAUGUACAGAACAAAGUCUCUAAUGGCAUGAUUGGAUAAGUUUGGUGUUGAAGAAUUUGAACUCUGACAUCGAGUACAUCAAACGCUUUUAGAGUGAGAGUUAGACCCUUCUUGGGUCCAACAUAGAGGCAAAUGGGGGGCUAGUUUUAAAAAUUAGUCAUAUUUUUUGGCUAUUUUACUCCUACUUUCUUUAUUCACUACAAUUUUCUUAAUUGUAUUCUAAUUGUGUUGUGUCCUAAAACCUUUGUACAUAUGGUACUGUACCUGUAAGGUAGUAUUGCUCAGAAAAAUCUCAAAAUGUUCUGGAAGUUUACAAGACUAAAAAUGAGCCUUUCAGAGUCAGCGGGAGAUAAGAUAGAUCGGAUAUGUAGUCUGCGACUGUGCUUUGCCCAAAUGUGCCCAGAGAUGAAGUGUGAUUACACAGACGGGUGCGCGUUGUCUGAGAAAAUGUUGCUGCUGCUGCUGCUGCUGCUGCUGAACUGGGUCGCACACAAUAUAUUGUAACCUAAAAAAAAAUAAUAAUAAUAAUAAUUGGUGAUAAGACAUCUUUGAAUGCAAAUAAAGUAUCACACUGAGAGCUUUUGUGUAAACUUAACAUUUGUUUAUCUGCAUUUUCAUGGAGAGGGAACAGAGUUAGAGCAAGCUGAUGGCAGAGGCCAGCGGGCAAGACACGGGGGGACAUUGCAUGUUUUUGGGUGUCGGAAUAAAGGUGUGAAAACAGAAAGUGGAUGCUGUAAGAGUGGCUCUGCCACACAUCCACGGUGGGUCGAGGACUACAAUCAUGAACUCGCAGGAGGGUGCGCUGACUGUUGCGCAGCAUAACAACGCACAAAGGAGCUCAUUUAUAGGUGCUCAACGCAAAUCAUUAUUUGCAGCCAAAUCUUCAGCUUUUACUGUUUCUGUCUGAGACCCUUAUCUACUCAUUGACAUGCAAACACGGCCCUCUUCUCUUGUCGUCAUUCUACACGAGCACCUAUUUCCAACAUACUUCCAUUAGCAUAUAUUUCAUUCUCAGCCUUUCGGUCAUCUGGCAGUUCUGACUUUUCACCAUCUCUUUGUAACAGCCUUUUGUAAGACAAGGAACAUGUAUGGUCGCGUCGAGUCUACUACAAGGCAGUAGAAUCAUAUGAUUCACCUCAGCCAAGUAACAAAGGAUAACUAAGUUCAUGAUAACAAUAAUAGUAAUCAUGAAGGAAUAUCAUAAAAGUGUUAUUAGAGAUGUGACUGUUAAUUUGUAAAUUGUUAUGCACUGCCCCUUCUUUAAAACAAAAUAUUAUCUACAUAAACAUACAGUGUGUGAGAUAAAUAUUAAGUAUAUUUAUAGUUGUAUUUGUUGUUUCUAAUUUAAAAAAAACAAAAAAACUCUUUCAGUAGAUUUCUGUAUUUUCCCUCUAAAAUGAUAAUUUUUCAAGGAUUUUAAUGAGGUGCUUUUAAAUGGGGCGGCACGGUGGCCGACUGGUUAGAGCGUCUGGCCUACAGUUCUGAGGACCGGGGUUCAAUCCCCGGCCCCGCCUGCGUGGGUUUUCUCCGAGCACUCCGGUUUCCUCCCACAUCCCAAAAACAUGCGUGGUAGGUUGAUUGAAGACUCUAAAUUGCCCGUAGGUUUGAAUGUGAGUGCGAAUGGUUGUUUGUUUACGUGUGCCCUGCGAUUGGCUGGCAACCAGUUCAGGGUGUACCCCGCCUCCUGUCCGAUGACCCGCGACCCCAGUGAGGAUAAGCCGCUCAGAAAAUGGAUGGAUGGAUGGAGGCUUUUAAAUGUCUGCGAACAAGACGGUCAGGGGCCUGACUUAUCAACCUUGCGUACGCACGGCGUGAUUGGUCAGAUUUUUUGGGUCGUACGACAUUCUAAGCUUUUGUGCAUACGUACACUUUUAGCAAGAAUCCUGCACACUCUUUAAUAAGCGAGGCACCAGGAAUAAACAGCACAUCUUUUUACAAAGGCCAGACAUUUCAUUCGGUACACCUACACAAUUGAAUGAGAGCCAAUACUUUGUAUCCUCUUCAAGGAGACAUAUUAUGCCUUUUCUCCACGGUUUAAACCCACUCCCAGGUGUCUUAAUAACUUGUGCGUAGCAUUCUUUAGUGAAGGCCCCAAGGAUCAAGUCUUAUAGUGCACUCAACACCCCCUAAUUUUUGCCUCGCUGAGAUUGUCUGGGUUGACGGUGCUGUCUCCCGCAAAUGAUCUGGAAAUAGGCAGCUCAGUCUUUGUUUACUUGUUUGCUUAAUUUCACACUUGAUGGGUAGGUUGGCACUCCAGGGACAUAUUUAACUAGUUUUUAUACAAACAAUAAAAAGUACAUUUCCCAUUGUACUGUAUGUCCCAUUUAAAGAAAAUAACACCCAAUUAAUUAUUAUACAGUAUCAACAAAAAGUUAACUAAAACUCUAGAAGAAAAAAAAACACCUCUCAGUGUCGUGCAAGGCAAAUUACAACAACAAUACACAUUUAGGUGUCAGUCGAAACGUAUUAUUAUUGUGUUUGUGAAGGAAGCCUUUUAAAUGCAGCUCUUGUGCAGCCGUACCUAAUAUUUUGUCCACUGAGUAUCGACAGCACAAUGUCCUGUACAUGUGGUCCAUCUGAGCCUGUCUUUUGCCACGUGGAUGCUUUCCCUCCAAACCGUACCAUUUGCAGCCGUGCCCUCACAUGGCAUCGGCAUGUUCACAGCCUGGUGUCACUGAGCCAUUACUAACAUCAGCUACAGCCGUUUCGGUGCCCAAAGCAGCCAAACUCAAAUGUGUGAGCACCAGCUCCUAAAUUCACCAUGCAUGUGUGGAAAAGGAAGAGCGAGCAGGGUGAUUCAAGGCUACACGGUGUCCGCCGUGUUCGGGUCUUACUCACGGCGUUAUUAUUAUGGCGUGUAUUUUUAUGAUAAUAAGCUGGUGAGUCAAGGAUGAGUCCAUUUACCGAUGGUGCUGGUGAAGGCCAUUGACACUACAAAAACUCCAAAAGUGUCUUAAAAAAAACAUAUAUUUGACGAACUACGGUCACAAUUCAAUAACUGAGGUUCUUGUUUUCUUGUACUUUACAAUGGAGACACACUUGGAGCUUUUUUCUUGAAAACUGAACCUGGCAGAGCUAUCAAUCCACCCUUCCGCCCGUCCAUCCAAUCAUCAAUAUAGCCAUCCAGAUUCAACUGAUGACUGACCAAUCCAUCCAUCCAUAAGCAAACACCCCUGAACCCACUCGCUCAACUAACUAUCCAAACUAACCAACAGAAUGACCAACCAUCCAGCCAACAUCCAACAAAGCAUCAUUAUGUCCAUAGUCCCAUCCACUUACCCAACCGACCAACUGUUCUAGCCAUGCGCUUAAACACUCACCUAAGUGACUGGUGGCCUGUGAUCCAAUCCUUGAUUGGGGAUUUCCUCACCUGGAUGCUUUGUACCCAGCCUCAGAUCCUUAGGUCAUUACAUCAUUAUUUUCAACCUGUAUGCGUGUGUGUGUGCGUGUGUGCGUGUGCCUGUGUCCCUCUAGACUAGCGGCGGGACGGAUCGAUUUUAAUAUAGGAAAGAAGCACUGUGAGUUGCAUUUUAUGUAUCGAAAGCGCUCCAUGAAUAAAGUCUUGACUUGAUUUGAACCAACCAAGCAACCAUCUAUCCAUCCAUCCAGUUAAAAAUGACAGCAAUGACCCUUGAGCUCUGCGACCUUCGUCAACUUGUGCCGUAGGUCAUUCAAAAAUCAUCCAAUUUUUGCAUAGACACUGGACAUGCGCCAUACACUUGAGAGUUUGAAGCACCCUGUGAAGAAGCAAAAACACACACCCUGCAAGCUCUAAAUCCAACGAAAGCAUCGCAAAGCUAUUUUUCCAUCAUCAUUUGUAAACAUUUUGUACGCUUUUAAAUCAUUCAUGAUACAAGACAAGGCUCUAGUAAGAUUUUCUUAACACGCGCAUACCUUGUAGGAGGUGUGAUUGGCAUCCCAAAGUGACAACGUCCACGGGCGCUAUGACCCAGCAGACAGUCUGGCCCUUCAUGGAGACAUCAGUUGAUGUCACAGAAUGUAUAAAAAGCAGCACUUUGAGGCUCGCCUCGUCAGUCACCCUCGGCGGGGGCCCAAGGAGGCGCGCGUCUGGAGAACCUUUCACCUUCCAUGCGGAUUAUGUCCCUCACGCGUUGGCGCGGCAGCACAUCAGCAGCGUGCGCAGCCACGAUGAAGAGUGGUACAUUUUUAUCCCCGCGGCGGGGAGUGGAUUACAAGUAAAAAAGCCGAAUGAUUCGUGCCAUGGCGUUGAGGAGGACACUUUCUUUGAAUCCCCCCACAAAGUGCGAGAGGCUGGGCAGAAUAUGAGCCAAGAGUGACCAGAGAAGCGAUGGAGGGCGCCGGCCAAGUGGAGCCCAGCCUGCCGGUCAACGCCUCCAACAUCAGCCGGCCCGAGGAUGCGUCCGAGGCGGGCUGGGGCGCGCACAGCCUCGCCUACCAGAUCGGCCUGGCCUCGCUCCUUUCCGCCAUCACGCUGGCCACCAGCCUGUCCAACGCUUUCGUCAUCGCCACCAUCUCCCAGUCCAAGAAGCUCCAGACGCCCGCCAACUUCCUCAUCGCCUCGCUGGCCGUCACCGACCUGCUGGUGUCCAUCCUGGUCAUGCCCGUGUGCGUCCUCUACACGGUCAUCCACGAGUGGACGCUCGGCCAGGUGGUGUGCGACGUGUGGCUGUCGUCGGACAUAACCUGCUGCACGGCGUCCAUCCUCCACCUGUGCGUCAUCGCCCUGGACCGCUACUGGGCCAUCACGGACGCAGUGGAGUACUCGAAAAAGCGCACGCCGGGGCGCGCGGCCGGCAUGGUGGCCACCGCCUGGGUGAUCGCCAUCUCCAUCUCUCUGCCGCCGCUCUUCUGGAGGCAGGUCAAGGCGGACGAGCUGACCAGCUGCAGCGUCAACACGGACCACAUCUUCUACACCAUCUACUCCACCUUCGGCGCCUUUUACAUCCCCACCCUGCUGCUCAUCGUCCUCUACGGGCGCAUCUACGUGGAGGCGCGCAAACGCAUCCUCAAGCAGUCUCCCAAGAAGAAGAAGAAGGCGGCGGGCAAGAGGCUGACCACCGCGUACUUGCAGGCCACGGGCUCCCCCGGUUCCAACGCCUCCACCAGCCCCUUGCAGGGCGGGAGGCACGACGCGCCGUCCUGCAGCGACACCAACUCCUCCACUAGCGACAACCAGGUGAAGGUGACUCUGUCGGACGCUGCUCUGGAGAAGAAGCGCAUCUCGGCGGCGAGGGAGAGGAAGGCCACCAAGACGCUGGGCAUCAUUCUGGGCGCCUACAUCGUGUGCUGGCUGCCCUUCUUCAUCUACACGCUGGUGGUGGCCGCAUGCGACGCCUGCGUCAUCCCGGAGCUCUUUGACUUCUUCACCUGGCUCGGCUACCUGAACUCGCUCAUCAACCCCAUCAUAUACACCAUGUCCAACGAGGACUUCAAGAAAGCGUUCCACAAACUGGUGCUCUUCAGAUGCUGCAGAGGGUGAUCUUUGAAAUUGUUGUUUGUUUGUUUUUUGGUUUUUUGGGGGGAAUAUAAGCAGAGGCCAUAAAUAACAGUUCAAAGCCAUGGCGGGUGACAAAAAAGAGAUUCCUAUAAGAGGGAAUCCACGGAUUCAUUUAUUACAUUGCAUAUGACAUUGCUGGAAUCAUGCACUUGGGAAAAGUAGAUUUAUUGACUAAAAAAACCCAUAUGACAUCAUUGCAGGCUGACUCUUGUCGUCAUGCAUACAAAUACACCAAAAAGGCCAAAAAAAAAUUCAAGAAAUGCAUAAUCUAACAGAUACGCAUUCAAAAAAUAGAAAUCUGCCUUAACAAAGAUAAUAAUGCUCACCUUUGUGUAUUCAUUUAACAAUAUUUUGUAUUAUGUAAUCUAUUAUUUUCUAUAAUGUAUGAUUUUUUAAAUUUCAUUUAAAAAUUAUUCAAUCUAAUUUAUUUAUUUAUUUUGCUGUUUUGAAUCCCUUACGGGCAAAUUCUAUUUCCACCUAACGUGUAAUAAUAAUUGCAUUUCUUUAUUGUUGAGGUUUGCAGUGUGGUGGGCAUACGCAAGUGUUUUUGUUUUUCUCACAAAAUUUAAUGACACAAAUGCAUUCAAAAUAUUACAAACACAAUCAAAAUAAUACACAUUUAGUCAAAAAAGGAGUUAGCUUUAUUAUUUUUAAAAAGGCAGCAUUAUUAGCAUUCCUCUUGUAUUGGAUCAUAUUAAAUCAGGGGUGGGAAACCUAUAACUCGUGGGCCAUACGUGGCGCGCAAGAGCAUUCCAUCCGGUCUGCCAUGCAAUUCUAAAAACGAUUAAAACCUCAGCUGAACUGUUAUUAAAAUAAACAACAACCUGAAAACAUAUAUAAUAAUGCUUAAAAAAAUAUAAUAAUAAACAUUUGUUGGAGCAUUGUAUAAGACUUCAUAGUCAAUGUAAUGGCCGGCCCCUGAUAGGAAGGAGGUUCUCCACCCCUGCAUUCGAUCGUGCGGUGCAUCCUCAUUGUAAACUUGUCUCAAGCGUUGCACAGUUUGGAAUCAGAUUGUGUAUGUGUGCGUAUUUUCAGAUCACUUUUGAUAUCAUGCUUCUUAUGGUUUCAAAUGUCACACAGAUAAGCUGUGUGAGCUGCUAUAGUGUGUGUCUGCAAUGUGAUGUUUGACCUCCACAAAUGCACACGCACGCACGCACAGACACACACACACGGAUUGAUCUCUUUCUUCUCAGAGAUGCUGUGCAAUAAAGUAUUUCAAGUAUUA
Molecule: messenger RNA, 9248 nt
Organism: Phyllopteryx taeniolatus (common seadragon)
Lineage: Eukaryota; Metazoa; Chordata; Actinopteri; Syngnathiformes; Syngnathidae
Gene: htr1b
Product: 5-hydroxytryptamine (serotonin) receptor 1B
Exons: 1
Coding region: 6854-8005 (383 amino acids)
Biological process (GO): adenylate cyclase-activating adrenergic receptor signaling pathway
Cellular component (GO): plasma membrane
Molecular function (GO): G protein-coupled serotonin receptor activity
Source: RefSeq, a predicted model, not a curated record